Messenger RNA from Kluyveromyces lactis, 468 nucleotides. It is a transcript of the gene PAR32, whose product is annotated as Par32p. Bases 1 to 468 code for a protein of 155 amino acids. The transcript has a single exon. The record is from RefSeq and is a predicted model, not a curated record. Lineage: Eukaryota; Fungi; Ascomycota; Saccharomycetes; Saccharomycetales; Saccharomycetaceae.
AUGGGUGAAUAUAGAGUAAGUACUGGAAGAGGAGGCGCAGGAAACAUGAUAACGUCGAACGAGAAACCUUCACCGAAGGUUGUGACACAGGGUUCCCAGACCCCCAAUAUACUAUCGCCAAUUUACUCUACGGGUCGCGGUGGUGCUGGUAAUAUGAGGAGGAAUGUGGACCCGGUUAUGACACGCACCGCACAGGAUGUUGACGAUGACGACGUGAUAGACGUGACUUCUUCAAACAAUACAGGAACCAUCAAAAAGAUCAAGUCGAGACGCUUCUCGGAACCUCCAAAGACCAUAUCGAUCGGUAGAGGUGGUGCUGGGAACAUACUAAGCCCUAAAUCGUCAAGAAAGAAAAGGGAUGAGAAGGGCUCUAAGAAUUCCUCCACUGGAGACAACGGAUCGAGUCACGUGGACGAAAAAUCAUCAAAGAGUGGGUUCUUCUCCAAAUUGAAGAGUCUUUUCAAGUGA